Messenger RNA from Cyphomyrmex costatus, 2136 nucleotides. RefSeq names its product zinc finger and SCAN domain-containing protein 10. The record is from RefSeq and is a predicted model, not a curated record. The transcript has 7 exons. Gene Ontology annotation, molecular function: DNA-binding transcription factor activity, RNA polymerase II-specific. The coding region runs from base 101 to 1540 and encodes 479 amino acids. Lineage: Eukaryota; Metazoa; Arthropoda; Insecta; Hymenoptera; Formicidae. Gene Ontology annotation, biological process: regulation of transcription by RNA polymerase II. Gene Ontology annotation, cellular component: nucleus.
GAUGGUUGUAUGCCCGUGGCGCAUUUCAUACAUCCGAGUGUAAUGGUAACCAGAUAGAAAGGCGCCGCGCGCGGGGACCAUCGGCCGGCGUUAACACCCGAUGGAAUAUGGGAUCUGGAGUCUUCACGUCGCGGGUGAACUUUGGGGUGACCCGCGUCUCGCCCGAAGGCAUCCAAUUCUGCCUUCCGGCGCGACGCAGAUCCUGCCAAGGGCCGCGUUCGCCCUGAGCGCACUGCACCGGCCCGAUAUGCUGCCACUGCCGUUGACGGCGGCGGGGCCACCUUACGUUCCGAUAGAACUGGUCACGAAACCAGCCUCGGUCACAUCCACCAAUGUCGAAGACGCUGAGGAUGGGGAGAAGAGCACGAACGGCGAAGAUGAAGAUCCUCAGCAGCGCGGUGACAACGAAGGAAACAUCGAAAAGGCUGAUCAAAAUGAAAAUCAGACUUACGUGCCAAACGAAAAUAAUGACAACGAAGACGCUGGUGACGAGAGCGAUACUGGUAGCACGAACAGUUCACAUCAAUCGGCAAACAACAAUCUAUCAAUCGCGAAGCUUCCCGAUCCGAUGUCAUGCCUGGCUCUCGACAAGGAAGGAACGGUGACACCUGUUCUGAAUGGUUGGGUACUGGGUGCUUACACGGCGAUGUUAGGCAGACUAUCUGCCGCUACUGCAGCUCUAGAAGCAACAGAAGUUCCCAAUGUUCCCUCCGACAGUGAUUCCGAGAGCGAGCACUCAUCCUACACUGAAAAAUCGAGAGGUAGCAGUCCGAACGUAAACAGCAUUCGUGGCUAUUCGUGCGGCUCCUGCGAUGUGGUGGCACCGACGAGACCGGCCUUAAGGAAACAUAUAGCUGAUUGCCAUCCCGCUUUAUCCGGUACGGAGACCGGGGAAACCAAGAGGUGUCCGUCCACGGGCUGUGACUUCACAACGACCAGUAGAUGCGAGAUGGAAACCCACGUAGCGGCACAUGUAGCCCAAGGGAUGACGCCUACGGGGAAGAAACGUUCGCUGGCCUUGCAACGCGUCAGGUAUAGGUACGAAAGGGAGGAAUAUCGGUGCUCACUUUGCUCGUAUGCAUGCACGAUCGAGAAGGCAUUUCAAAGACAUCUGCGAGCGCAUGCGAGAGGCAGCGCGCCGGAGACUAGGGUGAGCUGCGCCGUCUGUGGUGCCGACCGAUCGUCCGAGGUCGAUCUCAGCAGACACAUGCGAAGGCACCGCGAUGAUCGAUAUUUCUGCUGCGAUAUUUGCAUUUUCCGCACGGUGCAAUUGAAGAAGCUGAUACAGCAUCGUCGCAUGCACACGGGUGAGAAGCCGCAUUUGUGUCCGCACUGCGCUUAUCGCAGCGCACGUCGCGACAAUCUACGCAGUCACGUAAGGCGAGUACACAAAAAGGAGAACCUCUAUUGCGACACCUUCAGCCCGCGCGGCAUGCUGAUAACUCCCUCACUGUUGGCCUCCUCGAGGGAUACUACUGACGUCGACCUGAUGCAGAGCCCGGCAUCUUCGCCCUCUUCAAAUCCGGACGCGACCAACUAGCGAAAACGUUCUCGAAGAACAAAGAAAAUGCAGAAACAGAAAUCUGGGACUCGCCUGUCCUUUAUACGUCCUCGUUUUGUCAAUACUGCGAUCUAGAUAUAUUAGAAUUUACAGGAAGACUUGUACACAAGUGCUGAACUUGGCAGACAAACGAAAGAGAAUUGCAAUCAAGUGGGAAUUAAAGCUAAGUUCAAUAAAAAUUGAGAAUUAUCUAUAAUUUCACGAAGAAAGCAACUUAAGAGAUAAACUAGAAACAGAGAUUAAAAAUAAUUUACGAAAUUGACAUUGAUAAAGUCAUAUUGACACAAAUAAAGUCUAUCGGGAAAAAUAAAUUUCAAAAUGAAUUGUUUCCCAAAUCAGCAUCGACAAGGCUUCCUCCUUUAGACGUUAGGAAGCGUAUAGAUUAUUGCAUGCGAUAAUUUAACGUCGGUAAUUUACCUUUGAAUUCUAACGAGAUCUUGUAUUAGCUAUGUAAACGUCCAAGUGUUUCGAUGAAGUAUACGAUCGGUAGAUCGCCCGUUCGCGUCGAUUAUUGACAACGAGCGGGGAAAGCUGCAAAAUGGUGCUAGAAUCGUAGAUUGGCUCGCGGAGAAAGA